Molecule: messenger RNA, 16227 nt
Organism: Rotaria sordida
Lineage: Eukaryota; Metazoa; Rotifera; Eurotatoria; Philodinida; Philodinidae
Source: the annotation of a GenBank genome assembly
UCCAGAAGAGAAACCGAAGCCAGUCGAAGAACAAAAAGGCAAGAAAUCUGAACAACCACAGGUGAAACCAGCUCCAGAAGAGAAAGCGAAACCAGUGGAAGAACAAAAAGACAAAGGAUCUGAACAGCCAGUGGCCAAACCAGUUCCAGAAGGGAAACCUAAAUCGGCCGAAGAACAAAAAACUAAAAAAGCUGAAGAAUCACAAGUGAAAUCGACUCCCGAAGAGAAGGUGAAGCCAGUUGAAGAAAAGAAAGCUGAACAACCACAAGGAAAACUGGCUCCUGAAGAAAAACUGAAGACAGUUGAAGAACAAAAAGGCAAGAAAGUUGAACAGGUACAAGCGAAACCGGCCCCAGAAGAGAAACCGAAGCCAGUGGAAGAACAAAAAGGGAAGAAAGGUGAGCAAGCGCAAGCGAAACCAGCUCCAGAAGAAAAGGGUAAGCCACCGGAAGAACAAAAGGCGAAAAAAGCUGAAGAACCUCUGGCGAAACCGACUCCUGAAGAAAAAGUCAAGGCAGUUGAAGAAAAGAAAGCUGAACAGCUGCAACCGAAACCUGCUCCUGAAGAGAAAUCGAAAGCAGUCGAGGAACAAAAAGCGAAGCUCUCUGAAGAAAAGAAAGCAGUUACAGCUGAGAUUCCUGUUGAAAAAAAGGAGGAAGCAAAGGUUGUUCAAAAACCAGCGCUGGCUGAAGAGCAAAAAGGUAAACCAGACGAGAAACCAAAAAAGACACAACCUGCUGUCGCUAAACCUGGAUUAACUGUUGAAGCUAUUGUACCAGUGAGCACGAUCGAAGAAAAAGAAAAAAUUAAAACAGUUGCUCCGCAAACUACUUCUCCUGAGCAACAGAAAAUGAAGCCUGUUGAGGGGAAGAGACCAUCUAUCGAAAUGGCAAGUUCUGAGUCGCCAACUGCUGCAGCUGAACAUGAUUUUCUUCGACCAAACUUUACUCUUCGUCUAAAACCAACAAUUACUGUUACUGAAGGUGACAAACUUAAGCUUGAAGCUCGUUUUAUCGCUCAACCAGAACCAACAGUAACAUGGUAUUUUAAAAAUGAUGUACUUAAACCUUCACCUAAUAUACAUAUUGAUCAAUUACGUGAUGUUCAUAUGUUUUGUUCAAUAGUAACUAUUGACCAAGUAAAUAAUAAUUUAGAUGGUAAAUUCAAAGUAGUACUCAAAAAUGAAUUGGGUGAAGCUGUGAGUGCUACCCAAGUAAACGUCAAACGAUCAACUACGGCUGUGCAACUUCAAGCGCCACCAAAGAAAACAAGCACGUCCGAAGCUCCAUCACUUGCACCAAAUGAAGUCUUAUUAACGACGGCAAGUGGUAGUGAAGGUGAAACAAUGUCGAGCGAGCCAACCAUUACUACUGAUGAACGUCGUACAAGUAUAUUAACUGUACCUGAAGGCAAACCAACCUUUAUUCAACCACUUGAGAGUGAGUUAUUAAUCAAUGAAGAUGAACAACUCACUCUCGAAUGUACUAUAUCUGGUAAUCCAUUACCACAAUUAAAUUGGUUAUUUAAUGAUCGAAAAAUAAUUAUUGGUAAAGAUUAUCAAAGAAAAAGUGAAACAUUAAAUCCACAUACUGUUCGUCAUCAAUUAAUAAUUAAUCCUAAACAUAAAAAAAUUGGUAUUUAUAAAGCUCAAGCACAAAAUACAUAUGGUCAUACAAUAAGUACAUGUUCAGUUAAAAAAUCAUCUCAUACACUUGAUCGACAAAAGAAAGCUGCAUUUCAAGAAGCUGAAUUACAAUUAUCAGCACCACCAUCUGCUCAACAACAUCGUUCAAGUGUAACAGCACCAGCUAAUCUUGAACAAAUACAAAAACCAAUUAUUGUUCAAGGUCUCUCAAUAUUACAAAUUGAUUUAGGUUCACCAUGUGCAUUAACAUGUAAAUCAAAAUAUGAUACUGAACAACAAUGGGUUAAAGAUGGUCGACCAAUUCUUAGUACUCAACCAUCCGAUGAUAAUAUGUUUCGAAAAACAGAUCGUUCAAAUGAUGGUAAUUUACAUGUACUUAAUAUAAAAAAAUUUCAACAAGAAAAUAUUGGAAAUUAUGAAUUAAUUCUUAAAAAUAAUCUUGGUGAAAUAAAUUCUCAAGGACGUUUAGAAAUGAAAGGUAUAGCACCAACAUUUAUUCUUGAACCUAAAACAAUAGCAGUUGUCAAAGGAAAACUAGCUGAAUUUAAUUGUCGUGUUGCUGGAAGUCCAAAACCAGAAGUUCAAUGGUUUCUUAAUGAUAAACUUUUACAUUCAGGUGGUAAAAUAUCUAUUGUUGAAGAACGUGGUUUAUUUAUUCUUCGUAUUAAUAAUAUAACUGAUGCUGAUACAGGUACAAUAAAAUGUCUUGUUAAAAAUGCUUUAGCUGAAAUACAACGUGAAGUACAAUUACAAAUAACUGGUGAACAACGUAUACCAAAAAUUAUUGACAAGUCACCAUCAAAAGAAGUUAAUGUUGAUGAAAGUGUAGAAUUUUUUGUUAAAGUUUCAGGUGCACCAACACCAACAGUUACAUGGACUCGAAAAGGUAUGCCUAUAUCAUCAAAUGAACUUUAUCAAUUACGUACUGAUAAUGAUACACAUUAUUUAUUAAUUAAAAAAGCUAUUGCUGAUGUUGUUGGUACUUAUGUUGCAACAGCUGUUAAUACAGCUGGAAAAGUUUCAGCAGAUAUUGAUCUUACUAUAACAGGUUUAAGUACUUUAUUCGUACGACCAUUACGUGAUACAUCUGUUACUCAAGGACGCCCAUUUACACUUGAUUGUGAAGUUAAUACUCAAAAAGGUAGUCCAGCAAUUAUAUGGAUGAAAGAUAAUAAACCAAUUGUUAAAUCAGAUCGUAUAAUACCAUCUAUUAAAGGAACUAAAAUUCAUGUAUUAACAAUUAAACAAGCAUUACCAUCUGAUACAGGUUAUUAUAGUAUAAAAGCAACAUUAGGUAAUGAAAUAAGUACAUCAGAUGCUCAAGUAGUUGUACAAAUUCCACCAUCAAUUAUUAAAAUACCUGAAAUAAUAAGUAUUGUUGAUGGACAAGAUUGUGAAAUUAAUAUUGAAGUUGCUGGUUUACCAUCACCUACUGUUAAAUGGUCACAUUUAGCUGAAGAUUUAAUAACAAAUUCAAAAUAUAAAAUAACAUCAGAUGGUAAUAAUCAUCAAUUACGUAUUCAACAUGCAUCUGUACAAGAUGCUGGUGAAUAUCAAAUUUUAUGUACAAAUAAUGUUGGUCGUGUAACAGGAAAAACUACUGUUCGUAUAUCAUCACCACCAAUUAUAAUUGAACCAUUAAAAGAUUUAUUUAUACCAAUAAAACGUACAGCACGAUUAGAAACACAUAUAGAAGCAUUUCCUGAAGCAAAAGCUAUUUGGUCAAAAAAUGCUAUACCUAUUGAUUUUAGUUUAUAUGGAGGACGAAUGAUUGCUGAAGAAAAACGAGGCAUUUAUUCAUUAGUUAUUAAAAAUAUUCAAUUAGAUGAUGGUGGAUUUUAUGUCUGUACAGCACAAAAUUCAUUUGGACAAGUUAAAACAUCAGCAACAUUAACUAUUGAAAUGGGUCCAGUAUUUUUACACAAAUUAGAAAAAUUAGAAGGUGUAGAAAAUUGUGAUAUUGAUAUACGUGUACAAGUUGCUGGUCAUCCAAAACCAAAUUUAGAAUUUGCAUUUAAUCAAAAUCCAAUUGAUUUAAAAGGACGAUAUUCAUUAAAAGAACUUAAAGGUGGAUGGUAUGUUUUUACUAUUGCCAAUGCCAAAAGAUCCGAUGCUGGUUCAUAUUCAUGUACAGCAACAAACUCUCUUGGACAAAUAUCAUGUGUUGGAAAAUUAACAUUAUUUCCAUUAUCUGCACCAAAUUUUACUAAAAAUUUAACUGAUGCUUUAUUUCCUGUUGGUGGAAUACUAAAACUUGAUUUAAAAGUCAGUGGUUUACCGUUACCACAUUUAACAUGGCUUAAAGAUGGACAAAUAUUUGAUGAAAAUGAUCGUAUAUCAAUUGUAUUUGAUCCACGUACAGCAAAUUGGACAUUAACAAUAAAUGAUUGUCAAGAAAGUGAUAGUGGUAUAUAUGAAUGUCGUGCAAAAAAUCCAGGUGGAGAAAAAAUAACAAAAUGUAAAAUAACAGUUUCGGGUGAAGCACCAAUAUUUAUUGAUUCACCAGAAAAAGUUAGUUGUUUGGAAGGACAAACAGCUGUAUUUGGCUGUCGAGUUAGUGGUGAUCCUUAUCCAAUGGUUCUAUGGUCAAAAGGCAAAACAAAAACAUUUACAGAAAAUACACCAAAAUAUGUACUUUAUUAUGAUGAUGAACUCGAUGCACAUUUUUUUGAAAUAAAUCAAUGCUCAGGAGCUGAUACAGGAACAUAUACAGUUACACUUCAAAAUACACAUGGAACUGUAACAAAACCAGUUUCAUGUUUUAUUGUUACAAGACCAGAAGAAGUUAUUGAUUAUAAGAGUGUUCUACGUAGAAUGGAAGCCUUACAACGAGGAGGUGCUGGUGGGCCAGAUUGGGGCAAAUUAAAGAAAGGUAAAGCUACAGCCAAACGACCUACUGAUCCUGGUUGGCAAUAUAAUUUAAAACAUUUUGAAACAACUGGUGAAACACAAGUUAAACAAUAUCUGGAAGCUCAAGCUGGUGAUCUCGUUGGUUUAUCGCCAAGUGAAUUAGCUGCUCGUCGUUCACGUGGAAGUAUUGGUACUGGCGAAGGUUUAGAAGGUGAUGAUGGACGUGGAUUAGAUGCAUCGACAUCAACAACAGCACCGAAAGGUCGUAAAGUAUCUCGUCUUGGUCUUGUUACAUUUACUAAACCAUUAACAAAUGUAACUGUAAAUGAAGGUAAACAUGCAACAUUUGAAUGUAAUGUAUCAGAAGCUGAAGCAUCUGUAACAUGGUUAAUUAAUGAUAAACCUAUAUCGACUGAACGUGCUCAAACAUUAUCAAUUGGUAAAACACGUCGUCUUAAUAUAAAAGAUUGUUUAUUAAAUGAAAAUAAUUCAACAAUAACAUGUAUAUUAGAUGAAGCAACAAAAACAAAUGCACAAUUAUUUGUUAAAGAAGAACCAUUUGAUUUUGUAGAUAAAUUAAAAAAUCUUAAAAUAAAACAUGGUGAUAAAUGUGAAUUACAAUGUACAGUUAAUAAACCAAAUAUUAAUUUACAAUGGUUUAAAGAUGGUAAAUUAAUAACAGAUAUUAAAGAAGAAAUUGAUGGUUUAAAACAUAAAUUAAUUAUACCAAAUAUAGAAGAUAAAGAUAAAGGUGUUUAUGUUGCUAAAUAUCAAGAUAUACAAACCGAAGGUCAUGUUGAAGUAUUGGGCCCACCACAAAUUGUCAAACCACCAACUAAUUCAAUUCUUCUUGUUGGUCAAUCCGUUAUUCUUACUACUGAAAUAGUUGGUAAUCCAAAGCCACAAGUUUCAUGGUUAUUCAAAGGUCAACCACUUAAAUCAACUACAACUAAACAUCAAAUUGAUGCUAAAAAAGAUGGUAUAUAUACAUUAACAAUUCUUAAAGGUGAUACAGCUGAUGAAGGUCAAUAUACUGUCGUUGCUGAAAAUUCAGUUGAUAAAGUUCAAGCAAAUGCUACCGUAACUGUAUGUACAAAACCAAAAGUUGAUAAAUUAGCUGAUCUUGCUAUUAAUAUUGGUGAUAAUGCUCGUAUUCAAUGUCAAUAUUCUGGACAACCAACACCAACUUUAACAUGGUAUAAAGAUGGAAAAGCAAUUCCAACUGAUGACCAACGAAUUAUAAUUACACAAGAAACACUAACAUUAUCUGUAUUAACAAUUAAUAAUACAACUAUAGAUGAUAAAGGAAUUUAUUCCGUUAAACUACGAAAUAUUGCUGGUGAAGUUGAAGGAAAAGCAAAUUUAAAUGUUAAACCAAUUAAACCAACAAUAACACGUGAUCUUAAUCCAACAUAUAUUGGUAUUAAAGAUGAAAAUCUUAUAUUAUCAAUAUCGGGUACUGGUAAUCCAUAUCCAACAUGUCAAUGGUUUAAAAAUAAUACUGAAAUAACAACGACAACAGAUGAACGUAUACAAUUUAAAGAAGAUAAAACAACAAAUGAAUAUAGUCUUAUUAUUAAAAAUACAAAUCAAAAUGAUAUAGGUGAAUAUCAAUCACAAUUAACAAAUGCUGCUGGUUUAGUUAAAUCAAAAAAGAGUAAAAUUACAAUACAAAAACAACCAACAUUUAUUAGAAAACCAGAAACAAUAACUGUUAAUCAAACCGAAACAUGUAAAAUUGACUGUCAAAUUGAUGCAUUACCACAAGCAAAAGUUACGUGGUUAGUGGCUGGUAAACCAGUUUCAGCUAAAGAUGGUUAUGAAACAACAUUUGAUACGAAAACAGGUAUUGCUACAUUAACUAUUAAAAAUAUUACAACAAAACAUGCUGGUUCAAUAACUGUCAAAGCUGAAAAUACAGUUGGUACAACUGAAGAAACAGCUAAUAUUAAUAUUCGUUCAGCACCAAUUCUUCUUAAACCAUUAACCGAUACCGAAGUCAUUACAAAUAAUGAUGCAACAUUUAUUUGUGCAUUUCAAUCGUCACCACAAGCAAAUAUUCAAUGGUUUUAUAAUGGUAAACCAUUAUCUUCAUUACCAAAUAAAUAUGAUAUUUCAUACGAUUCGAAUACAAAUCAACAUAAACUUAUUAUUAAAAAUACAACAUUAGAUGAUCAUGGCACUUAUAGUGUACAAGCAAUAAAUGAACUUGGACAAACACAAAGUGAAGCUAAACUUAAUGUUAUACAUGCACCAAAUUUUCUUAAUGGUUUACAAGAUACAUCAGUUGUUGCUAAAGAAACUAUUGAAUUAAAUAUUAAAGUUCAUGGUACACCACAACCAACAAUAACAUGGUUAAAAGCUGGAAAAGAAAUAAAAUCUGAUGAGAAAAAAUAUUCUAUUAUACCAAUAGAUAAAGAUGGUAAUGCAAAAUUAAUCAUUAAAGAUGUUAGUGAAGAAGAUCAAAGUUUAUAUUCAUGUAUAGCAAAAAAUAAAGUUGGUACAAAUCAAACUGAUGGACAUUUAAAAGUUUUAGCACCAUUAAAAUUUAUUCAACCAUUGCAAGAUAUUGAUGUACUUAAUACACAAAAUACUACAUUAACAUGUGAAGUACAAGGUAUUCCAAAAGCUAAUGUUAAAUGGUUUUUUAAUGAUAUUGAACUUAAAUCAACACAAAAACAAGCUAUAACAGCUAAACAAAAUAUUCAUACAUUAACUGUUAACCGUGCUGAUCAAACUGAUGCUGGUGUUUACAAAGCUGUUGCAGAUAAUGGUACUGGAACACCAGUUGAAACAACUUGUACUCUUACUGUUGGCAGUAAACCAAAAGUUGAAGGUAAACCAGUUGAUGCAACAGUUACUGUUGAACAACUAGCUGUUCUUCAAUGUACAUUUUCUGGUUUUCCAAAACCAGAAGUUACCUGGUUUAAAGAUAAUGUUCCAAUAAUACCAGAUCAACGUAUAACUAUUCAAGAAAAUCAACCAAAUGUUCAUUCAUUACACAUAAAUCAUUCGCAAAUGGAUGAUAAAGCAACAUAUUUAUGUAAAGCUAGAAAUCGUUUUGGUGAAAUUGAUGCUAAAAUGAAUCUAAAUGUUAAUUCAAUUAAACCAACUAUUAUUCGUGAUUUACAAGAUCAACAAAUAAUUGAAAAAAGUCAAUCAAUUGAACUUCAAAUUGAAAUUACUGGUGUACCACAACCACAAAUAAAAUGGUUUAAAGGUAAUGAUGAAAUUAAUACAACAACAACUCAUAAAGAUUAUGAAAUAAAAUUUGAUAAUAAACAAACCUAUACAUUAUUUGUACCAAAUUCAACACCUGAACAUCAAGGUGAAUAUUCCGUUCAAGCAACAAAUCCAGGUGGAACAAUUAAAUCAAAGAAAACAAAAGUAAUCGUACAGAAAAAACCAGAAUUUAUUAAAUUACCACAAUCACAAACUAUUAAAGAUGGACAAUCAGUUAUAUUUGAUGGCCAAAUAGAUGCUUAUCCUCAACCGAAAGUUACAUGGCUUAAAAAUGGUAAGCCAUUAACACCUGAUCUUGGUUUUGAAAGUCAAUAUGAUGCUAAAACUGGUCAUAUUACACUUAAACAUAAAGCAGCAACAAAUAAACAAGCUGGUGAACUUAUUUGUCGAGUCGAAAAUGCAGCUGGUACAACUGAUGCAUCAGUAACACUCGAUGUUCAAGCUGUACCAGUUAUUACAAAGAAAUUAACUGAUCAAGAAGUUAUGAUCGAUAAUGAAAUACGUUUUAUUGUUGAUAUUGCAGGUUCACCAACACCAACUAUAUCUUGGACAAAAGAUGAUCAUCCAAUUACACCUGAUAAUAAUCAUAUUAUCGAAUCAGACAAAACAACUCAUACAUUAAUAAUUAAAAAUGUUAAAUCAACUGAUGAAGGUAAAUAUCGUGUAGUAGCUGAAAAUCCUCUUGGUCAUGUUGAUUCAACGGGCCAAUUAACUGUACUUGAACAACCAUUAAUUGAUCAAUCAUUUGGUGAUAUAACUCAACCAAUUGGUACAGACGUUAGUCUUAAAUGUAAAAUAAUUGGUGGCCGACCAAAACCAACAAUAACAUGGCUUAAAAAUGGUAAAGAAUUUAAAGGAGAUGAUCGACAUAUAAUAACAUCAACAACAGACGGUUUAUGUGAAUUAUUAAUUAAAUCUCUUGAUGAAACAGAAAAUCAAUCAAAAUAUACAUUAUUAGUUAAAAAUAAAGUUGGACAAAAAGAAAUCAAUUCAAUAAUUACAGUUAAAGCACCAUUAGAAUUUAUUCAAUCAUUAAAAGAUCAAGAUAUACUUGCACAAUCAUCAUGUGUAUUAACUGUUGAAACAAAUGGAAUACCAAAACCAACAGUUAAAUGGUAUUUUAAUGAUCAAGAACUUAAAAAUACAGCAAAAACUAAAAUUGAAUCAAAACAAAAUACUCAUACAUUAACAUUACCAAAAGUUGAUUUACCUGAUGAAGGUGUUUAUAAAUGUAUUGCAACAAAUCCUGAUGGAACGAUCGAAACAAAAGCAAAUAUAUCUGUUUGCACUAAACCAAAAGUUGAUGGUAAAGUUAAUGAUGUUACUGUUCAAAUUAAUGACUCUGCAGAACUACGUACUAAAUUCAGUGGUAUACCAAAACCAACUGUGGCUUGGUACAAAGCCAAUGAUCUUAAUAAUCCAUUAAAAUCAAAUGAUAAUAUUGAAAUAAGUGAAUUACCUGAUGGUACAAAUAUACUUAAAUUAAAAAAGACUGAUUUAACAGAUAGUUCAGCAUAUAUUGCUCGUGCAACAAAUAAAAUUGGUGAAAUUGAUUCAAAAAUAAAUUUAAGUGUUAAAGAAAUUAAACCACAAAUAUUAUCUGAUAUAACUAAUAUAAUUGCUGUUCGAGAUGAAUCAGUACAAUUUAAUAUAAAAGCAACAGGCAAUCCUCAACCAACAGUACGUUGGUUUAAAAAUGAUACUGAAGAAAUUCUUUCAACAAAUCAAGAUUAUGAAUUUAUUCAUGAUACUACAUCAGAUACCUAUAGUCUAAAAAUUAAUAAAUGUAAACCUGAACAUCAAGGUGAUUAUUCAGCUAUAAUAACAAAUUCCGGUGGUACAGUUAAAUCUAAAAAAGGCAAAUUAACAAUAACAAAAUCACCUGAAUUUCUUGAAAAACCAACAUCAAUUGAUAUAAAUGAAAAUGAUUUAGCUGAAUUUCGAGCAAAAAUUGAUGCUUAUCCAACAGCAAAAAUUUCUUGGUUAUUUGAAGGUAAACCAAUAACACCUAAAGAAGGAUUUGAUGUACAUACAGAUCAAACAACUGGUACAUCUGUAUUAACUAUUAAACAAACAUUACCUAAACAUGCAGGAAAAAUUACUGUUAAAGCUGAAAAUCCAUCAGGUUCAAUUGAAGAAACUGUUCAAUGUUCAGUUAAAACUGGACCGAAAAUAACAAAAAAACCAACUGAUGUCGAAGCGUUAUUACAUACAGAUGCUGUUUUUCUUAUUGAUGUAUCAGGUUCACCAAAACCAGAAAUUGAAUGGAUUCAUCGUGAUCAAUCAGUAAAACCUUCAAAUAAAUAUGAAAUAAUUGAAGAAAGUUCAACCGUAACUAAAUUAAUCAUUCAUGACGUUACACCUGAAGAUGAAUCACCUAUACAAAUUAAAAUUAAAAAUUCACUUGGUCAAAAUGAAACUACAGUUCAACUUAAAGCACUUCAAACACCAGGUAUUGAACCACAAUUAACAGAUCAAGAAGUAACACUUAAUCAACCACUUAUUCUUAAAGCAAAUGUUUAUGGUCGACCAAAUGUUGAUAUUCAAUGGUUAAAAGAUCAAAAACCUGUAGCACAAUCAGAUCGUAUUAAAUUUGAACGUAAUAAUAAUAAUGAAUGUUCAUUAACAAUAGCAAAUAUUAAAGAAGAAGAUAUUGGUACAUAUACAUUAUCAGUUAAAAAUAAACUUGGAAAAAUUGAUUCAACAUCAAAUGUUAAAGUUACUGCAGCAUUAAAAUUUACUAAACAAUUAAAUGAUUUAGAUAUUAUACAAGGUUCAACUGGAGCUUUAUCUGUUGAAUGUGAAGGUGUACCAAAACCUAAAUUAACAUGGUAUUUCAAUGAUAAUGAAAUUAAAUCUAAUCAAAAAACUCGUAUUGAUACAAAAGGUUCAAUAAGUACAUUAACAAUAAAUAAAGCUGAUAUGCCUGAUAUUGGUGUUUAUAAAGUUAUCGCUGAUAAUGGAAAAGAAAAAAUUGAAACACAAACAAAUGUUGAUGUUUGUGAUCGAGUAAUUAUUUUAGUUAAACCAAAAAUUGAAGGCAAACCUACAGAUGUAACAUGUCUAUUAAAUGAAACAGCUAAACUUAAUAUUAAAUUUUCAUCUAUACCAAAACCAAAUAUUACGUGGCAUAAAGCUGAUGGUACUGAAAUAAUACCUGAUGAUCGUAUUCAAAUUCAUACUGAUGAUAAUGGACAAUCGACAUUAAUUAUUAAUAAGACAACAUUACAAGAUACUCAAGCAUAUACAGCUCGUGCAACAAAUAAAGUUGGAUCAAGUGACGCUAAAAUUAAUCUAAAUAUUAAAGAAGUAAAACCGACAUUAAAAAAUGAUCUUGAACCACAAACAAUUAAUGUUAAUGAUGAACUUAUUUAUCGUCUUGUUGUUGAUGGUCGUCCAAUACCUACUGUUAAAUUCUAUAAAGAUGGUAAUGAAAUAGGUCCAGUUACAAUUGAAAAAUCUCCUACGCCAGAUGAUUCUCUCGUAACUGCUAUUCUUCAUAUUCCGAAAGCUUCUAUUACAGAUCAAGGUGAAUAUCAAGCUUCUAUUGAAAAUCCUGCAGGUGUAAUAAAAACUAAAAAAGCUAAAGUAACUGUUCAACAAAUUCCAACAUUUCUUAAAACACCUAUUGAUGCAACUGUUAGUCAAGGUAAAGAAGUAACAUUUGAAGCUCAAAUAUCAUCAUAUCCAAUAGCUAAAGUAACUUGGUUACUUAAUGGAAAACCUUUAACACCAAAUGCUGAUUGUUCUAUUACAUUCGAUAAUGCAACACAAAAAGCCUUACUUACAUUACGUAAAAUUGAUGCUAAUAAACAUUCAGGUAUAAUAACAUGUCAAGUUGAAAAUACAGCAGGAAAAAUUACACAUGAUGCUAAACUUGAUGUUCUUACACAACCAAAAAUACUCAAAGAAUUAAAAGAUGAAAAUAUUAUUGAAGGACAAGAUGCAAUAUUAUCAAUUGGUGCAAGUGGAUAUCCAUUACCUAAAGUUCAAUGGUUUUUUAAUGAUCAACCUAUUUUACAUGAUAAUCAACAUUAUCAAAUAAUAACAAAACAAGAUGAAAAUUUAUAUGAACUUAAAAUUAAACAAACAAAAUUAACUGAUCAAGGAGUUUAUAAAGUUCAUAUAACAAAUUCUGAAGGUGAAAUAAUAAAUCAAGCUAAUUUAAAUGUUCAUAUUGCACCUACAAUUAGUUCUCUUCCAACAAAAAUUGAAGCUAUACAAGGUGAACAAGUUAUAAUACCAUGUCAAAUAUCAGGACAACCAAAACCUGAAAUAAUAUUUUUAAAAGAUAAAAAAGAUGUAACAACACUGGAAGAUAAAGAUCGUUUUCAUAUUGAAUAUGAUGAUAAAACUGAUAAUGUACGUUUAAUUAUUUCAAAUGUUAAAGAAGAUGAUCAAGGCAAAUAUACAAUACGUGCAAAAAAUCUUGUUAAAACAAUUGAAGAACAAACUACUUUAAUUAUAUCAGCACCAUUAUCAUUUAUUGAUCAAUUACAAGAUACAGAUAUUAUAAGUGGACAAAAUUUAACAUUAACAUGUCAUUGUCAAGGUAUACCAAAACCAACAAUAAAAUGGUAUCAAAAUGAUAAUGAAAUUAAAUCAACAACAAAACAAAAAAUUGAAUCACAACCAGAUGGUUCACAAACAUUAACAAUAAAUCGUGUUGAUUUAACUGAUGGUGGACAAUUUAAAAUUAUUGCAACAAAUUCACAAGGUACAAUAACAUCAACAUGUAAUGUUAAUGUGCUUAUGAAACCAAAAAUUGAUAGUAAACCACAAGAUGUUCAAGUUGUUAUUGGUGAACACGCACAAUUAAAUAUGAAAGUAAGUGGUGUACCAAAACCAAAUAUUCAAUGGUUAAAAAAUAAUCAAUUAUUUGAUAUUGAUAAUAAACGUAUAAAAACUACUGAAAAAGAUGAUGUAUAUUCAUUAAUAUUUGACAGUACACAAUUAGAUGAUAAAGCAUCAUAUACAUUUAAAGCAAUAAAUUCAGCUGGUGAAAUAGAAUCACCUAAAAUGUCAUUAAAUAUAACAUCUAUUCAACCAAAAAUUAAAUUAGAUUUACAACCAACAUUAAAUAUAACAAAAAAUGAAUCAAUUACUUUAACAAUUCAAGCUGAUGGUAAACCAAAACCACAAAUACAAUGGUUUAAAGGAAAUGAAGAAAUUUCUAUAAAUCAACCUAAUAUUAAAAUUCUUGAAGAAGAUGAUAAUACUUAUAAAUUAAUUAUUGAAAAAGCUACAGAAAAAGAUCAAGGAGAAUAUAGUGCAAUUAUUCAAAAUUCUGGUGGACAAAUCAAAUCAAAGAAAACAAAUGUUACUGUUACAAAAUCGCCUGAAUUUCUAUCUAAACCAAUGGAUACAACUAUUAAACAAGGUGAUACAGCUACAAUUGAAUGUCAAAUUGAUGGUUUUCCAUUACCUAAAAUAAUAUUAUUACAUAAUGGAAAACCAGUAACACCUAAAGAUGGUAUUGAACAAACAUAUGAUGCAACAAAUCGCCGUCUUCUAAUAACUGUUAAAAAUGCUCGUGUUGAUCAAACAGGUACAUUAACUUGUAAACUUGAAAAUGCAAUUGGUUCUACGGAAGCAUCAUGUCAAUUAAAUGUUACGGCUGCUCCAAUUAUUUCUAAAGGUUUAACCGAUCAAGAAUGUUUAGUAGAUAAAGAACUUCACUUAACAAUUACAUCAGCAGCAAGUCCACAACCAUCAAUAAAAUGGUUUAAAGAUAAUAUUGAAUUAAAAAAUAUUGGUAAACAAAUUACUGAUAAUACAUAUGAAUUAAUUAUACCAAAUGUUAAACCCGAAGAUGAAGGUACUUAUAAAGUUGUUGUAUCAAAUGAUCUCGGUGAUAAAGAAUCUCAAUGUAAAUUAACUGUUAUACAACCAACUGAUCUUAAAUGUGAAUUUCCAGAACAACAAACUAUUGAAAUAGGUCAACCUAUUCAUCUUGAAUGUCAUGUCAGUGGACGUCCACAACCAGAUAUAAUAUGGACAAAAGAUGGAAAAGAAAUAAAACCAUCUGAUCGUGUUGAAAUUGUCAAAAAACCUGAUGGUACUUGUUCAUUAACAAUUAAACAAGCAACAUCAGAUGAUAAAGGUGUUUAUAAAGUAAUAUGUAAAAAUAAAUUACAAACACGUGAAGCUCAAACACAAAUUCAAGUAUCAUCACCAUUAAAAUUCAAUACAACACUUAAAGAUACAAUUGCACAAGUUGGACAAAGUGUAACACUUGAAGUUGAUUGUGAAGGUUUACCAAAACCAACAAUUAAAUGGUUUUUCAAUGGUCAAGAAAUAACUACAUCAGGCAAAUAUAAAAUCGAAUCCAAAGGAAAUCUUAAUAAAUUAACAUUACCUAAAGUUGAUCUUAUUGAUACGGGUAUAUAUGAAGUUGUUGUUUCAAAUGGUAUUGAUACAAUUAAAGCUCAAUCAAAAGUUGAUGUUUGCAUCAAACCUAAAGUUGAAGGUAAACCAUCCGAUGUUAACGUCAAUAUCAAUGAACCAACUAAACUUCAAUGUAAAAUAUCUGCUUCACCAACACCAACUAUAGUUUGGCUUAAAGAUGGUAAACCAAUUGAACCAUCUGAUAAUAUUACAACACAAACUGAACCCGAUGGCACACAAACUCUUCUAUUUAAAUCUGCUCAAAUAACUGAUAAAGGAAGUUAUACAUGUCAAGCAACAAAUAUUGGUGGUACAACAGAUGUUAAAUUAAAUUUAAAUGUUCAACAAAUAAAACCAACAUUAAAAGCUGAUCUUAUAAAAGAUAUUGUUAGUCAAGCUGAUGAACCUGUAACACUUAAAAUACAAGCAUCUGGUACAAACCCAAAAGUUAAAUGGUAUAAAGAUGGUGAAGAAAUAAUAAAAACUGUUGAAGAAGAAUAUGAAAUAAUUGAAGAAGAAGAAACAUUUACAUUAUUACUAAAACGCGCACAACCAAAAGAUAGUGGUGAAUAUCAAGCUGUAAUAACAAAUGAUGUUGGACAAAUAAAAUCAAAAAAAAUCAAAGUACAAAUACAAAAAGCUGCACAAUUAAAAAAGAAACCUGAACCUAUUGUUAAUGUUAAACAAGGUGAACAAGCAUAUUUUGAAUGUGAAUUUGAUGGUAAUCCAAUACCAAAAGUAUCAUGGUUACGUGAUGGAAAACCAUUAACAGCUAAAGAUGGUUUUGAAAUAAAAACUGAUGCAACUAUAGGAAAAAGUGUUUUAAUUAUUAAUCAAACAACACCUAAGCAUUCAGGACCAAUAACAUUACGUUUAGAAAAUUCUGUUGGAAAGCCAAUUGAAGAAAUAAUUCAAUUACAAGUUGAAACAGCACCACAAAUUUUACAAAAACCACUAGCAACAAGUGAGGUACAUUUAAAUCAAACAGCUUCAAUUUCAUUUAAAUGUUUAUCUACACCAAAACCAUUAAUACAUUUAUUUAAAAAUGAUAUUGAAAUACAAUUAACUGAUGAACAUUAUGAACUUGUAACAAGUUCAACAGAUUCAACAUUAUAUGAAAUUAAAAUAAAAAAUGUUCAACUUGAAGAUGAAGGAAAUUAUCGAUUACGUAUUGAAAAUUCUUUAGGAAAUAUUGAAUCAAAUUUUCAAAUAACAACAGUUGAUAAUGUCUCAAUACAACCAUCAACUAAACCAAUAAAUACAGAUUUAAAACAACAUGAUACAUUAACACUUGAAUAUACUGUUAAUGGACGACCAAAACCUGAUAUUAUAUUUAUGAAAGAUGGAAAAGAAAUAAAACCAUCAGCGAAAACACAAAUAACAUAUGACGAAACAACAGGUAUUUGUCGAUUGAUAACAACUGAUGUUGGACAAGAAGAUCAAGGUGUUUAUACAUUAAUCGCAAAAAAUAAAUUAGGUAAACAAGAAAGUGAACCAAUUAAAAUAAAUGUUACUGCACCAAUUAAUAUUAAAAAAACUCUACCAGAAACAAUCGAUGCUAUUUUUAAUGAACAAACAACAUUAACUAUUGAAGCUGAAGGUAUUCCUCAACCAAAAAUAACAUGGCUAUUUAAUGAUCAACCACUUAAAUCUUCACCAAAACAUAAAAUUGAAAUACCAAAAGAUAAUCCACAUUUAAAUACUUUAACAAUUACAAAAUUAGAUAAUUCUGAUAGUGGUAAAUAUACAGCUAUUAUUGAUAAUGGUCUUGAAAAACUUCAAUCAAAUUGUCAAUUAAAUAUUUAUUCUAAACCUAAAUUAGAAUCUAAAUUAGAACCAACAAUGACAUUUAAUAUUGGUGAACAAGCUUCCAUACCAAUACGUCUUAGUGGUGAAGAUAAUACAAUAACUUGGUUCAAAGAUUCACAACCAAUUGAAUUUAAUGAUCGUAUACGUAUAACAACAGAAGAAAAUAAUUCAUAUCAAUUAAUUAUUGAUGAUCUUCGUUCGGAAGAUAAAGGUAUUUAUUCAAUGAUUAUUAAAAAUAAAGGUGGUAGUUUAGAAACCAAAACAACAUUAAAUAUUAAAGAACAAAAACCACA